Raphanus sativus (radish) is the source of this 1377-nucleotide messenger RNA. RefSeq lists its product as uncharacterized. The transcript has 5 exons. NCBI's taxonomy places the organism in Eukaryota, Viridiplantae, Streptophyta, Magnoliopsida, Brassicales, Brassicaceae. The record is from RefSeq and is a predicted model, not a curated record. The coding region runs from base 557 to 1174 and encodes 205 amino acids.
GUUCAAUGACAUUGCUGUAUUUGGUGUGAGACUUUGAGAGUUUGAGUUAAGUUAGUUUUCUUAAGUAAUAAGAGAGUCAUUCUUACUAAUUUUUUAUGUUUCAUAUGAAUGUUGACUGUUGAGAACAAUAUAAUCUUCAUAAAGAAGAAGACUUUUUGACCACUGAGCUGGUUUUAGUUUGACUCUCCAUGCUAAGUUUAAGCUUUCGUAAAUCGCGGAUUAGAAACGCAACUGCUCUACUUGAUUUAUAUUAAUCUAAACCGAUUAUAAAAAAUAAAAAUAAAAGUGCAAACCUUAAAACUAAUCGAGGAAGUGAGAGCUGUAUCACGUUCUUGAGAAAAAGACAGACAACCAAAAAAAAAAGUCAAUGCGCUCAAAAGCUUAAACAGAUCUCAAAGUUUUUCGUUUUUUUUUUCUCUGAGUAUAUGCUAUGCUUUGUGUAACUCGUUAUUAGAUAUUUAAAAUUGCUUUCGAUUUUUAGUGUUGACAACUUCAAAGAUUUUAUUACAAAGGUUUGUUUUUGUUGUUGCUGCGGUGCUGUCUUUUAAAGAAAAAAAUGGCAAACAGAGAGAUGGCUGUAUACUGUUUCGACACUUUGGUCUCUCACUACAACAAAGAAGACACACCUCCACCUGCCUUUGAAGACUCCAUACAUCCAUGUUUUGUCACCUGGAAGAAAGCAGUGAAUGGUGGUGAGCGUCGAUUUCGAUUGCGUGGAUGUGUAGGUACUCUAGAAGCACACCGCUUGAGCAGUAGCUUCAAGGAAUAUGCCUUGAACGGUGCCCUGAGGGAUCACAGGUUCCCACCAAUACAACCCGGAGAACUGCCGUCUCUGCAAUGUACUGUCUCUAUCGUGACUGAUUAUGAAACUCCAGAGGAUUAUCUUGAUUGGGAGGUGGGAAAGCAUGGUAUAGUCAUUGAGUUCAGUGACCCUGUAGCUAACAUAAAGCGAAGCGCCACAUACUUGCCUGAGGUGCCAGUUAAUGAAGGCUGGACAAAGCUAGAGGCAAUAGACUCGCUGGUGUUUAAAGCAGGGUACGACGGUGAAAUUACUGAACCGGUGCGUAGGAGAAUCCAUCUAUCACGUUACCAGACUACAUUAUUCAGGAUGCAUUAUAGUGAAUACAUAGCGUAUGUGAAGGCCACGAGAGGCAGUGUCGCCCCCAACUAUUAACGAGACCAGCAAUCACGCUAUGACCUUGUCUUGAUUUGCACUGUAAAGCUGCUGCUAAUGGGUUGCAUCUCCUCCUCACUUAUCUUUGUAUUUGUACUCUCUCUGAUUAAAAGUUCUUUUCGGUGAAACUCUCUAUUUGGCUGCUUCACAAUUGUAAUUACAACGAUGUCAUAAAAUCAAAGAAACAAACUUUGAAUAACCAU